CCGGCUCCUCCACUCCCACGACACCUCGGUGUUCGCCCCGCCCCUGCGGGUCCAGGUCCCAGGUCCACACACCGGGCGGGCGGUGACGCAGCGGAGUGUCAGGUGUCUCCAGGUCUCACACGAGCAGCGGCUCAACGGAAAUUCGCACAGGUACUCAGUUCGCUGGCAGAGAUGGAGAGCGGUCCCUUCAAUCGACGGUCCUGGGUGACGCAGUCUUUGCGUGUCACUGCCAAAGAGAUGUCAUUGGUCAGUGGGCGAGGGAAAAAUAACGCCAUUGCUGAACGAUUUUCCAAGUACCAGAGAGCUGCUGAGGAGAGUGCAGAGAAGAAAAAAGGAGCUAUAGCGACAUCCUCCCCACGGUCAGGCAACCUGAGUGCCCUGAAGAAGCGCUGGGAGCAACCGGAGAACCUUGCCCGCGACAAGCCUUCUUCUGGCCCACCUGCAAGUGAAUCCAUCUCUCGCUGUAGGCCCCCUGCCCUUGCCAGGCCUCCGUCCGUCAGUGAAUACCCUCCUCCAUUAAAAAGCCCUGGCCUGCUGACAGCUCAGGGAGGACAGUCUGCAGUCAGUCGUGCCCAGAGGCCCUCAGCAGCUCCAGAGGCACCCAAAGCUGAAGAACAGAGAGGGAUGGACAGGGAUGAAGUGACACACUGUGAAAGACCUGAAAAGCUUGACGAGCAAGCUCCAACCAGCCCCUGUGCCUUUUAUGAGAAACCAAAGGUUCCACUGAACAACCUGAAGUUGAGGUUUGAGAGAGGGGAGGAAGCCACGAGCAAGGGCGUGAGGACGACACUACGCAGUACUUCAUCAGAAGACAUGGACCAGCGUGGCGGCCUGUCUGUGACCGACCGAGUGUUAGAGUCGACGUCCCUGAGGGAGAAGAUGGCAAAGUACCAGGCUGCUGUUUCUAAACAAGGCCCCACACGAUUUGGUGUGGCCACAGAGAUGCCUGCUCCGAAAACAUCUGCACCUCAGAAACGCAUACCUGCACCCGAGUGCAAUGGUGAGAGCAGCGAGCCAUCCAAAGCAUCCAGGAAGUUCUGCCCGCCGGAGAGGCAGACGUGCUUCGCCUGUUCGAAGACAGUGUACCCCCUGGAGAGACUGAUGGCUCAUCAGCACGUCUACCACAAAAGCUGCUUCCGAUGUGUUCACUGCAACACAAAGCUCAGUCUUGGGAACUAUGCCUCUCUGCAUGGCAGUGUCUACUGCAAGCCCCAUUUCAGUCAGCUGUUUAAAGCCAAAGGCAACUAUGACGAGGGCUUCGGCCAUCGCCCUCACAAGGAGCUGUGGGAACCUCGAGCCGAUGGAGAAGAAGGUGAAGAAGUAGUGAAGCCCAAAGAACCUGAGGGAUCAGUGGAAGUGAUGCGUCCAGCUGAGAGCGUCUCAGACAAAGCACCAGCCCCGACUGUGGAAGUGUCCCCAAAGCUAAAGGUUACCGACGUGACUGCCUUAAUGGAGACACAUAAGCAGACACAUUCCAGCUCCAGUGAGAAACAUCAGUCCACAGAGAAGCCCGCUGAGACACGCAAGCUGAGGAUCGCCUGGCCCCCUCCGACCGGUGAGAGCGUCUCUGGAACAGCAGCAGCUCUUAGUCCAGUCACAGAGGGAGUAACGUCAAGCCGACCCUGGAGAGCCAAGUGGCCCCCAGAGGACGAGGAGCCAUCAUCAUCAGCCAUCGUCAGCUCAGAUCGGGUCGAGCUGAAGAGCCUGAGGAGGAGCUCUUCUCUAAGGGAGCGCAUUCGGCCUUUUACAAUCGCAGCUAACCCAACCACUGCUACCAGUCGGGGGCCCAGGGAGCCUCGUCGCCCUCUCAAGUCCCUACUGGAGUGGAGAGCAUCAUUUGAGGAAAAAAAACCAUCGACCAAAGAAAAUAACCCAGAGCAGCAGCAGCAGGAGAAAAGGGAGCAGAAGAUGCCUCAAAUACCAAGGGAAGAUGCAGCACAUGCGAGCAAGACCGUAUCAGAGGAAGGCGAGAUGACUCUGCCCAAGCACGAGGAAGAGAGAGACGCACACGUACAGCAAGAAAAUGCAUCAGCGGGAGCAGACAAGAUGGCGGUGGAAGAGGGCUCUCUGAGGAGCAUCUCUCCAGAUGUCUCACCAGCCCCCUCUCCACCUUCGCAGCCAAAGCAGAAUCGCACGUCCCAGGAUGUGGGCUUCUGGGAGGAGGACAAAGAGGGAAGUGAUGCCGAGGAGCUGAGUGCCGAGGAUAUAAUCAAGAGGAACCGCUACUAUGACGAGGAGGAGGACUCUGACUCAUAGGAAUGUCCACUCACCAUGUAACACUUUUUCACCGUUUUUUUCUUCUCAUAAAUUUAGCUUUGCCAGAUUUUUUAUGAUGUAUUAUUCAAAAAUGUGUAAUAGGUGUUUGUAUGUGCAUUUGAUAACUGCCUUUAAUUACUAAAGUACAAAUUACAGAUCCCUUUUUCUUUUUUACAUUUAAUUAAAUACUAUUAAAAAAAUGUCUGAAACAGCUUUUAAAUGACCCCUGAUUAUACUGGAAGGUGGAAAAAUCAAUUAAACUCAAUCAAUGCAUUUCUGGAUCUCAUCUUCUGAUAAUUAUAUGCACCAUCAGCAUCAUACUAUUUGUGUCCAAAAAGCUUUAAAUUACUAUAUGUGGCAUGUCAAAGAGCUUUUUGAUUACAGGCAGAACCAUAUUGCUUCAAGGCAAACAGUCAUUAUGUGUAGUCUUUGAAUGCAGCACAGACCUAAAUAUGUCAUACUAAAAACAGUGCUGUGUGUUUAAGAUGUGGGAGAACAAGUGUUAUUUAUGGUGCUGGGGGUAACAUAUUUCCUGACUUAAAAUCUUAAAUUAAAGAAAAGAUAAAACAGAAUCCACAUUAGUUUGCUCUGGAUUAGGAUCCAAACCAUCCUUGUUCAUCGUGUCUUCUCUCAGGGAUAAAGACACAAUCCCACACGCAGACAUAAUGUUAAGAUACUGUACAGCAGACAGUUUGCAGUUUACUGCUCUUGACUGUUUUUGAGUAUUUUUUAUGCACCGGAAUAAUUCUACGUACAGAGCAAACCCUGCAGGGGGUGCACUGGUUUGGUCAAAAUGCUUCUGGAGCUAAAAAUUUAUGUUGUAUGUAUUUUAUAAUGUACCAUGGGAUAUGUAUUUUCACUGCAGAAUAUUUUUAAUCGUUUUUAUUCUGACACCUUGGGCAUUUCAGAUUCAACUGUCGAAGCAAUUAAAAUCCAUCAAUGAGGAAAUCCAGAGUUUCCACAAA
This is a messenger RNA of Scophthalmus maximus (turbot), 3221 nucleotides long. RefSeq names its product LIM domain and actin-binding protein 1-like. Gene Ontology annotation, molecular function: actin filament binding. NCBI's taxonomy places the organism in Eukaryota, Metazoa, Chordata, Actinopteri, Pleuronectiformes, Scophthalmidae. Gene Ontology annotation, biological process: actin filament bundle assembly. The transcript is spliced from 10 exons. Gene Ontology annotation, cellular component: actin cytoskeleton; plasma membrane. The coding region runs from base 172 to 2256 and encodes 694 amino acids. The record is from RefSeq and is a predicted model, not a curated record.